AUGUGCAGUGAUGCGUGUCACAUUACCUCCCCUCUCACUGAGAGGGCAGUGGAGGGGUUGGAGGGACGGAGUGAUGGAGGGGGUGGAGGACGGGAGCAGAGAGGAGCCACUGUAAAGGUCAGGGGUCAAUCAGUGGCCCUUCCUUUCUCGUUUUCUCUUUCUUUUUACAUCAUUUUCCAAGAGGGAGAUGGGCGUGUUAGUUGUGUUUAUAGACAAUGCUUGCUAGGACUGUGGCCUAGUACUGCUUAUAGCUUAGUUUAAGGAUUUUAUUUUGCGGUUGUUCCUCAUGUUCUCUGUAGAAAAGUAAAGUAGGGCAAUAACCAAAACACUUGAUCUACAUAGAGAACCAGACAAAGGGGACAAAGCACCUACUUUUCCAUUCCAUUAGCUUCAACCUGCUAAGACAACAGGGGCAGGUAGAGAAAUAGCCUGUUCGUGUAGUUUGUGUAUGGAGAUAAUUACAGACAAGCUAAAGGUUGUUUCCCUCAGUCACUUAUUAUACUCAAACAGAAAUCCAGAGACUCUAGUUAUAGGCUGCCGGUUCUACUGAUCGAUCUCUAUAAAGACUGUGGGUUUGAAACAUUCUCCCUGGGUGUUUAAAGUAAUACAUCUGAUGCUGUUAUGCCAGUCUUUGAAAACAAAUGAAUACACAGCAAGUGACUACAGUAUUAGCACCAGCUUUGAACUGCACUAAGAGGUACAGUACAGCGUUAAAGAGACUACCAGUUAUUUUGAACUUGAACUGAACUUGUUCCAGAAUAUUAAAAUAAAAAAUCUCUCCCUGGAAUAAUAAUGAUAAGCACUGUGGAUUUACAACAGCAGUCUGAGUGUCAGUAUCAAAAGCUGUAGACCCUAUAGGCAGCUAUCCAAGACAAAGAAUCACCCAUGAAUGAUGGAUAUAUACAUUUCUAUUGCGGAAUCUGUAACGCUUCAGCGUAUGCUCAACAUAUUCCUCCUUUCUAAAUUAGAGUGCCUGAUCCUUGGCAGUUGAAGGUUUGUAAAAAAGAAAGAAAAGAUAAAUUACAGGAUAUCCAACUGAAAAGAGAAACAUUACCAUCUAGCUAAAUCUAUUCCUCUGAUAUGUGAGGCCAAUCAUGAUGUUGGAGCCAGUCUAGCGUUAGCAGCAGUGCAUAGAGCACCUCCUCCACAGUGAGUGACACUCCUUAGGGAGAAGCAAUAGCAGGAGGGUUAAUGGGUACAGCUCAGAGGAGGAUCUAUCUAGAAUAUGAAAUAUGUAUGGAUGAAUCGGCCCUGCAGCCAGAACCUACUGCAGUAUGGAACCCCCAGAGACCAGACACUAUCUCUCGCUCUUUCUGAGAUAAUCACAUGACUCUUGUAUUCUCUAUAUACCAGCAGAGCAGCAGAUUCCCCCACCCAGCCCUCAACCUCCAACUGAGCAUGCACUGUAUUUCUGUUUUUCUAUUCUGUUGGAAUCCGGUUGUUAGUGUUACAAACCAUGGGCUGGUUUUCCAAUAGCGAUAGAACUUAAGCUUUUACGUGUGUUAUCAUGUUACGAUAUGUGAUAGAAUCAAGCACAGCUUUUGUAAAUUAUGAGGAACAUAAAGGCCAGUCUCUUCAGUUAAGUCAUGUAGCAGUAUAGCCACAAUGAGUGAAAGGAGGAGGAGGAGACCGAGAGCAAGAUGGAUUGUGAUGCCACUCAGGUGAUUAAAGGAAGGAAUCUCAACUACUAUAGGUGAAUGAUGAGUCUGUGGUUGCCAUCUCAGUGUAUUGGUGCCACCUGGACCAGAGGAGCACAGACAAAGGGCAGAAGCACACAAUCAAAUUAAAUAUAGACAACAUGUCAGUUUUGUAUUAAUGUUAUAUUCCCAUGCUGCUCUUGUUAUAUUCACUUCUUGCUCUUGACUGGGUAGUUAUCAGGAAGCACAGGUCCUGUUUUAUCAUGAAAUUGUGAACUAUUAUCAGCUCUGCCUUAAGAACACUGAACACCCAGUUGGUUCUUAAGAUAUAAUAAUGGUGAAGGAAAGGAUUAAGAUAAAGCAAGCUGCUGAAAGAUUCCCACUGGGCACAGACAUCAGUUCAACGUCUAUUCAACAUACACUGAACAAAAAUAUAAACGCAACAUGUAAAGUGCUGGUCCCAUGUUUCAUGAGCUGAAAUAAAAGAUCCCAGAAAUUGUCCAUAAGCACAAAAACCUUAUUUCUCUCAAAUGUUGUGCACACAUUUGUUUACAUCCCUGUUAGUGAGCAUUUUCUCCUUUGCCAAGAUAAUACAUCCACCUGACAGGUGUGGCAUAUCAAGAAGCUGAUUAAACAGCAUGAUCAUUACACAGAUGCACCUUGUGCUGGGGACAAUAAAAGGCCACUUUAAAAUGUGCAGAUGUCUCAAGUUUUGAGAGAGCGUGUAAUAGGAAUGCUGACUGCAAGAAUGUCCACCAGAGAUGUUGCCAGAGAUCUGUACACAAUAUCUGGAAGCUGAAAAUGUCCCAGUUCUUCCAUGGACUGCAUACUCACCAGACAUGUCACCCAUUGAGCAUGUUUGGGAUGCUCUGGAUUGACGUGUAUGACAGCAUGUUCCAGUUCCUGCCAAUAUACAGCAACUUCGCAAAGCCAUUGAAGAGGCGUGGGACAACAUUCCUAAGGGCCACAAUCAACAGCCUGAUCAACUCUAUGCGAAGGAGUUGUGUCGCGCUGCAUGAGGCAAAUGGUGGUCACACUAGACACUGACUGGUUUUCUGAUCCACGCCCUUACCUUUUUUUAAAGGUAUCUGUGACCAACAGAUGCAUAUCUGUAUUCCCAGUCAUGUGAAAUCCAUAGAUUUAUUUAAAUUUACUGAUUUCCUUAUAUGAACUGAAACUCAGUAAAAUCUUAGAAAUUGUUGCAUGUUGCGUUUAUAUUUUUGUUCAGUGUAAUUUCAUUGAAAUGACGUGGAAACAACGUUGAUUCAACCAGUGUGUGCCCAGUGGGCUUCUUGUGUAGUUAGAUUCUGGGUAGCUGGGCUGACUCAGAUCCAACCAUUUCACAGGCAUAUUGGACAGGCAGUGAUAAAGGCACCUCUUUGGAGAGGACAUCAACAUUUAUAUAGUCACAUUAACACUGUCAGAAACAUCCAUAUCUGAACAGUUUGAUUAAUAAUAUGUAGCCAGAGAGAGAGAGAGAGAGAGAGAGAGCGAGAGCGCGAGAGAGAGGGAGAGGGAGAGAAAUGAGAUUCCACAAAAAAUGAUUAACGAUUGCCUUUUUGAUAUUAAAGGAGAGAAUUAUGAAGUUGGAGUUACAUGAUUAAUUAAUUUAAUGAAGAAACACUGGAGUCAUUAGAUACAACUGAAACUAAGAGAGUACAAAGAGAUGGUUCUUUCUCACUGAUUCCCUGGUUGACUUGGGAGUGGCUGGGGGUAACUGGGGGUGGUGGGUGGGUCGUUGGUGACAGGGUGUGGGGGUAAUUGGCUGUGUGCAUCCUUGAUAAGUGAGUAAAGGAGACUACUAAAAUGAUAUAUCUUCUCUGGUGGGCAGACAUGCCAGACUGGCCUGACAGGGCAAAGGAAGAAAUGAUCUGCUGCAGCUGUAGCCUCUGUUUAAUAGGGCCAUAUAAAGUUUGGGGCUAUUUGAAGGGAUAGUUUGGGAUUUUUGCAGUGAGGCCCUUUACUUCCCGAGAGCCAGAUAAACUCGUAGAUACCAUUUUUAUGUAUCUGCAACGCCAGUUAGCAAUUUCACUAACACUAGUUAGCAACUUCCUUCAAACUGCACGCAGAUACCGGUGCCGACAAGUUGAAAAAUCUGUCGAUGUGACCUUGAGCAAGGCACUUAACCCUAAUUUGCUCCAGGGACACCGUACUACUAUGGCUGACCCUGUAAAACAACACAUUUCACUGCACCUAUCCAGUGUAUGUGACAAUACAAUUAAAAAAAAAAAAAUGGUAUCCACCAGUUCUUCUGACUCUGGGGCAAUAGAUAAAGGGCCUCAUUGCCAAAAUCACAAACUAUCCCUUUAAAACAUGCUUUUACAAGCACCCACUAUCAGAAAAUACAAACAAGCAGAAAUAAUUUCAGUAUUUAAUUUAUAUUUUAGAUUCAUCUAGACAUUGUGUUGAUAGUUUUAUUUCCACAACACACAUUGAUUGAGUUGUUCCGUAUCCCUGUGUUGUUUUCAGGGCAGAGAAUUCUUCACCACAAAAGCAGCGUUCUCGAGACAGUAGUGCUGAUCAACCCCUCAGAUGAAGCUGUCAGCACUGAGGUAAGUACAUUGCAUUCAAACACACCUGGGCUGCGUUCAGUAGGGCACAUUGUAGCAAAAGGCUUUGCAACAGAACAAAAUAAAAAAUGUUCUUAUAGAACAAGUUCAGGUUAGCACCUCACCGUUUCAGAACAUUUCAAAGCUCUUCAAAACGUUUUUCCUUUACUGAACACCACCCUGGAAAGAUGGAAUGCUUUCAGUGGUCUCAUUGGUAUUUUCUAUACUCCUUUAUUGAGACACUUCGACUCUUGAUCUCUUUGUUCCUCUCAACCUCCUUCCUUCUCUCACACCACAAGAAUGCGUACACAGGGGGCCUCCCGAGUGGCGCAGUGGUCCCGAGUGGCGCAGUGCCACUAAAGAUCCUGGUUCAAGUCCAGGCUCUGUCGCAGCCGGCCGCGACCGGGAGACCCAUGGGAGCGGCGCACAACCGGCCCAGCGUCGUCCAGGGUAGGGGAGGGUUUGGCCGGCAGGGAUGUUCUUGUCCCAUCGCACACUAGCAACUCCUGUGGUGGGCUGGGCGCAGUGCACGCUGACUCGGGUGUACAGUGUUUCCUCUGACACAUUGGUGCGGCUGGCUUCCGGGUUAAGCGGGCACUGUGUCAAGAAGCAGUGCGGCUCGGUUGGGUUGUGUUUCGGAGGAUGCACGAUUCUCGAGCUCUCGACUCUCGAGCUCUCCUGUGUCCGUAUGGGAGUUGCAGCGGUGGGACAAGACUGUAACUACCAAUUGGAUACCACGAAAUUGGGGAGAAAAAGGGGGUAAAAUACCAACAAAAAAAAGAAUGCGGACACAAACAUACUCUUGACUCCCAUACAUAGAAGACAUCUUCAUAGACAUACACACAUUUCAAAGCAACUGCAACUUGAAAUGGGUGACUGCUUGGCACACUUAAUUGGCCAAUUAUCCUCCCCAGUCCUUUGUUUGCUGCUACUCUGCUAUGUGAACUAGAAUAGAACCAUCACAAUAAGAAGCUCUGGGGACGAAGACUACUGCCUUGGUUACAGCUAAAGCUAAGACAACAAAGACAACAACCCUUGGUUUACUCAACAAACAGAUAGGUUCUGAGAUUCUAGCCUGGAAUCUAAACUAAAUACUGACUGAAUAGUGAAACAUGAGCAAAACAGAAUUCUAUUAUUUUUGGGAUUCUAGGUUACUGUUUUGUCCCUAUAUAUUUUUACUUUGCAGUGCAGCAUUUUACUAAGUGAAUUCACCCAAAUUACUAGAAGGUUCUAAAUUGAAAAGAGAAACAGAAGCAUGUUACACAAGGGCAGAUCUGUCGAUCCUUUCUUUCACUCUUCCAGCUUCCCUUCCUGCCUGGCGGUGUCUGCAAUCAAACUGUGCAUUAAUAAUAUCUCACAGCACUGCAGGUUUGACCCUGGCUAGCAUUCCGGAAAAGUCCAUGCCUGUGAAGAGGAAAAAAGGCAGAGGUUGGGCACUAGAGAGAGAGAGAAAGAAAGAAAGAGAGCGAGCGAGCGAGAGCAACUCCACUAAUAAUCUAAGGGAUUUGAAGUAAAAUGAAGUAAAAUGGGUGAUAUUUCUAAUCAAGACUGUCAGCAGUAAAAGGCUAAGUGAACAUUGAUAUAAAAUCAAAUCAUAUCAAAUGUUAUUUGUCACAUACAUGUGUUUAGCAGAUGUUAUUAGGCGUGUAGCGAAAUGCUUGUGCUUCUAGCUCCGACAGUGCAGUAAUAUCUAACAAUUUCACAACAUAUACCCAAUACACACAAAUCUAGUAAGGAAUGGAAUUUACGAAUAUAUACAUAUAUGGACGAGCAAUGACAGAGCGACAUGGACUAAGAUACAGUAGAAUAUUAUAGAAUAGAAUACAGUAUAUACAUAUGAGAUGAGUAGUGAAAGAUAUGUAAACAUUAUUAAAGUGACUAGUGUUCCAUUUCUUAAAGUGGCCAGUGAUUUCAAUAGGCAGCAGCAGCCUCUAAUGUGCUAGUGAUGGCUAUUUAACAGUCUGGUGGCCUUGAGAUAGAAGCUGUUUUUCAUUCUCUCUGUCCCAGCUUUGAUGCACCUGUACUGACCUCGCCUUCUGGAUGAUAGCGGGGUGAACAGGCAGUGGCUUGGGUGGUUGGUGUCCUUGAUUAUCUUUUUGGCCUUCCUGUGACAUCGGGUGCUGUAGGUGUCUUGGAGGGCGGGUAGUUUGCCCCCUGGUAAUGCGUUCGGCAGACCGCACAACCCUCUGGAGAGCCCUGCGGUUGCGGGCGGUGCAGUUGCCGUACCAGGCAGUGAUACAGCCCGACAGGAUGCUCUCAAUUGUGCAUCUGUAAAAGUUUGUGAGGGUUUUAGGUGUCAAGCCAAAUUUCUUCAGCCUCCUGAGGUUGAAGAGGCUCUGUUGCGCCUUCUUCACCACACUGUUUGCAUGGGUGGACCAUUUCAGUUUGUCAGUGAUGUGUACGCCAAGGAACUUUAAGCUUUCUACCUUCUCCACUGCGGUCCCGUCGAUGUGGAUAGGGGGGUGCACCCUCUGCUGUUUCCUGAAGUCCACGAUCAUCUCCUUUGUUUUGUUGACGUUGAGUGAGAGGUUAUUUUCCUGGCACCACACUUACAGAGCCCUCACCUCCUCCCUGUAGGCGGUCUCGUCAUUGUUGGUAAUCAAGCCUACUACUGUUGUGUCAUCUGCAAACUUGAUGAUUGAGUUGGAGGCGUGCUUGGCCACGCAGUCAUGGGUGAACAGGGAGUACAGGAGGGGGCUGAGCACGCACCCUUGUGGGGCUCCAGUGUUGAGGAUCAGCGAUGUUGUUUCCGACCUUCACCACCUGGGGGCGGCCCGUCAGAAAGUCCAGGACCCAGUUGCACAGGGCGGGGUUCAGACCCAGGGCCUCAAGCUUAAUGAUGAGCUUGGAGGGUACUAUGGUGUUGAAUGCUGAGCUAUAGUCAAUGAACAGCAUUCUUACAUAGGUAUUCCUCUUGUUCAGAUGGGAUAGGGCAGUGUGCAGUGUGAUGGCGAUUGCAUCGUCUGUGGAUCUAUUGGGGCGUUAAGCAAAUUGAAGUGGGUCUAGGGUGACAGGUAAGGUAGGGGUGAUAUGAACCUUGACUAGUCUCUCAAAGCACUUCAUGAUGACAGAGGUGAGUGCUAUGGGGCGAUAGUCAUUUAGUUCAGUUACCUUUGCUUUCUUGGGUACAGGAACAAUGGUGGCCAUCUUGAAGCAUGUGGGAACAGCAGACUGGGAAAGUGAGAGAUUGAAUAUGUCCGUAAACACACCAGACAACUGGUCUGCGCAUGCUCUGAGGACACGGCUAGGGAUGCCGUCUGGGCCAGCAGCCUUGGGGAGGUUAACAUGCUUAAAUGUCUUACUCACGUCAGCCACGGAGAAGGAGAGGCCACAGUCCUUGGUAGUGGGCCUCGUCGGGUGGCACUGUGUUAUCCUCAAAGCGGGCGAAGAAGGUGUUUAGCUUGUCUGGAAGCGAGACGUCGGUGUCGGCGACGUGGCUGGUUUUCCUUUUGUAGUCCGUGAUUGUCUGUAGACCCUGCCAAAUAUGAUAAAUUCACUUUGAAAUGGACUAUAAGGAUUAAAGACAUAAAGUACAACAUGACACUUGAGGGAUAGUCAUACAACCCCUUUUCAUUUACCAUUGCAUCAGAUUAUUUUUACAGCUAACAGCAUUUUCCAAGCUCACUAAAGAUUGUCUCUGAGCAUAAACUUUUUAUUUGAUAUAUUAGUUAUUAUUAUUAAAAAAAAAAAAAAAUUGUCAUUUAGCAGAUGCUCUUAUCCAGAGCAACUUACAGUAAAGUGCAUACAUUUUUUGUACUGGACCCCCGUGGGAAUCAAACCCACAACCCUGGCAUUGAAAGUGCCAUGCUCUACCAACUGAGCCACACGUGACUGUGAUUGCAAAAUAAAUUCAUGCCACAAUUGCAAUGAAACUCCAAUGAUACAGACGUCUUUCAUUCUGACAUGUUUGCUCCCUUUUUUCUGCAUAGGUUUGUCAGAUGAUCUCAGACACAGCCAGAAACAAGCUGCUAGUGCUUUCAGGACAAUGCUUUGAAAACACAGGAGCGCUGAUUCUGCAGUCUGGCUCCUUCUCUUUCUUCAACUUCAUAGAUAUAUUCACAGACCAAGAGGUGAGUCAAAUUGAGCAAAUCGUUUGCUAAGCAAUUACUGUUUAAUUAUAAUUGUAUAGUUUGCAGUACUACUCAUGAUCUGCUGAAGUUUACUGACCUCUCAAUUAGCAAACCUCCUGAUUACAUCUGAUUGAAUACAAUACAUCUGAUAUCUGUCAUAAUUGUGAAUAUGUUCUGUUUGAUCUCACAGUCUCAUGAUUUUAAUCUCAGGUCUCCAAAUCUCUCUCUCUCUCUUUUGCCCAGAUUGGUGAAUUACUUAGCACUAUUCACCCAGCAAACAAAGCAAGCCUAACCCUCUAUUGCCCUGAGCAAGGCGACUGGAAAAACUCAAACCUGGACAAACACAACCUACAAGACUUCAUCAACAUGAAGCUCAACUCACCACUGAUACUCCCAGAGAUGGAAGGUCUCUCAGAGUUCACAGAAUACCUGUCGGAGUCAGUAGAAAUCCCAUCGCCAUUUGACAUGCUGGAGCCUCCGACCUCUGGCGGUUUCCUGAAGCUCUCAAAACCAUGCUGCUACAUUUUUCCCGGCGGCCACGGCGACUCUGCCCUCUUUGCGGUGAAUGGGUUCAACAUGCUUAUCAACGGGGGCUCUGACCGCAAGUCCUGUUUCUGGAAGCUGGUGAGACACCUAGACCGGGUAGACUCCAUCCUCCUGACCCAUAUCGGGGACGACAACCUGCCAGGCAUCAACAGUAUGCUCCAGAGGAAGAUGGCUGAGCUGGAGGAAGAGCAGUCACAGGGUUCCCAAGCUACUGGCGACUGGUUGAAGAACCUCAUAUCCCCAGACAUUGGGGUUGUGUUCUUGAACACCCCUGAGAAUCUGGGGAACCCUGCUGAACCCAACUUCAGGGUGAGGAGGAACAUUGAAGAGGCGGCACACACUCUCCAUUACCUGAGCAAGCUGAAUCUGAGGCCCGAGCCUCUGCAGAGGCCGGUCGGGAACACUAUCGAACCCAUCAUUCUGUUUCAGAAGAUGGGUGUGGGGAAGCUUGAGAUGUAUGUGUUGAACCCGUCGAAGAACAGCAAGGAGCUGCAGCACUUUAUGAAGCAGUGGACAGGCACCGAGAAAGACAAAGCCUCUGUUACUCUGCCCAAUGGAAAAGAAUCUGAGCUCCCAAUUUCUUAUAUGACCUCAAUCUCUUCCUUGAUUGUGUGGCACCCAUCGAACCCUUCAGAGAAGAUAGUACGUGUCCUGUUUCCAGGCAAUGCCACUCAGUAUCACAUCCUUGAAGGUUUGGAAAAACUAAAACACUUGGACUUCUUGAAGCAGCCAGUUGUCACCCAGAAGGAGCUAUCUUCUAACUUGGCACCAGCUUUAAAGCAAGCAAAGCUGAAACAUAAAACGGACAGCAAGGAGAGUCUGAAGUCAGUCUCUAGGCCAUCACCAAGCAAAAGUUUCAAGAAGGAGUCAAAGGAGGAGGCUCCAGAGAAGGCAAAGACAGAUGCAGAAUCGGCUCAAGAAAAGACUAAAACAUUUGAGAAAAAAGAGAAACCUUUGGUGAAAAAGGAAAAAGCGAAGGCACCGGAAAAAGAAGUGAAGGUGAAAGCAGAGCCAACUUCUGAAACUCCAGAAAAGAAGAAGGCUGAAAUGAAACCAAAAGCUCUCACGGAGAAGAUUAUCAAAAAAGAACCCAGGAAGUCUGUAGAAAAGAAAAAUGAUGAAAAGGAGGUAAAGAAAGAAAUAGCGAAGAAAGAUGACAAGCUAACAUCUAAAAAGGAAGAAACACCCAAAAAGGAACAGAAGCAAGAAACACCCAAAAAGGAACAAAAGAUAAAGAAAGACAUUUUAAAGAAAGACAGAGAUUUCAGGAGGGAUUCCCCCAUGAAGGUGAGGAAGGAAGAGAAAAAGGAGCAAAAGAAAGACGAUCUAAAGAAAGACAUGAAGAAGCCGUCCAAGGAUGUAAAAAAUACUCCAUCUGCUUUAGGCGAAGGAAAAAAACUUGCACCAAAACCAAAACCUCUGAAAAAAGGUGACACUACAAAGAAAGACUUUGGAAGCCCUUUCAAGUCCAAGGCAAAACCAAAAGUCACCAAGAAGGACCCCAAGGCCACGGAUGCUAAAUCUGCUGUUGCAGGAGCUGCAGCUGUCACAGCAGGAGUGGUAGCCACCGCCACUUGUGCUGCGGAGGUCCUUGAGACAGAAAGAGCCAUGAUGUCUUCUCCAGAGGACCUCACUAAGGACUUUGAAGAGCUCAAAGAAGAGGAGAUCUUUCAGGAAGAAGAGCCAGUGGUGAUCCUCAGAGAGGACCUCAUGCACUCUAAGGAGUCCCCUGAAGCAGCAGAGUCUCUGGAUGAGGGGAUCACAACCACUGAGCAUGAAGGAGAAAGCGGGGAGACUCCAGAGGAACAGGAGCAUAAAGGGAAGUUGAGCGGCAGCGGCAGUGAGAAGUUUGAAGAUGAGGGAACUGGGCUAGAUUACGAAGAGAAGGGAGAGACAGAAGAGGUCCAUGAGCCAAUGAGAAGGGAAAUGGACAACCAUAAACAUGCUGAUGACAGUGAAGAAGAGGACUCUGAGGACGAGGAUGCAGAGGCAGACCAAUGUGGAAAAGAUCAUAACAGAAAUGAAAGAGAAGUACAGAAGUGGGGCAUGUCUGUGACACCCCCUCCCAAAACGUCUCCGGCUGCAUCUAUUCAUGAUGAGACCCUUCCAGCUGGCUCUGAUGAUGAAGUAGCCUCAGAUGAUGAGAACCGUGACGAGGCAUACACUGCUACAUCUGGCCACACACAGUCAACUAUUGAGAUCUCCAGUGUGCCUACUCCAAUGGACGAAAUGUCCACUCCAAGGGACAUUAUGAGUGACGAGACCACUAACGAUGAGACAGAGGAUUCUCCCUCUCAGGACUUUGCCAGGUUUGGAGGAACCGUGUUAGGAGACUUUGAGAGGAAGAGGCUGUCUCCGCUACACGACGGCCCAGAGUCAGACCAUUCAAAGAGCGAUGCCACCGAAGGCAGGGACUACAACGCUUCUGCGUCCACAAUAUCUCCACCAUCGUCACUGGAAGAGGACAAAGAGGAAGGGUUCAAGUCAGACAAAUUUGGUCUUGAUUCAGCAAGCUCUGUACUCACCACUACUUCACCUCUCAUACGAUCCCCUUCAGCUCCCAAAGGAACCUUUGACUCAUACUCAUCUGGAUUCGUGGCACCAAUUGAACUGUGCACAAUGCUUUCAGGAUCAUCAAAGGCAGCAGCUGGGUCUUCUACUAGCCCAGAUGACAAGACAUUGGAAGGUACCACCUCACCUCAUUCCUCUGGUCACACCCCUUACUUUCAGUCUCCCGUGGAUGAGAAGGCUGGCUCUAUACCACCUGCAAAUGACCAUGGUCCUGUAAUUGUAGAGGUUACAAGUGACAAAGAAGAUUCCAACAGGGUCAGCCCCAUGGACGACCCAAUUCCUGACCACACCUCGCCUGUAGAGAAGGUGCUGUCCCCAAUGAAGAGCCCGCCGCCUGUAGGAGAAGGAAAGCCACUCUUUGAUUUAGAUCAUAUGUCAACAAUGCACUCGAGUCAAGAUGAGAAGAAAAAUGGGGCUAGCGACAGUACCUCAAUCUCAUCCACAAACCCCUUCGCAGGUUUCAAAGAGGAGAGUAAAAUGUCGAUCUCGGAGGGAACCACGUCUGAUAAAUCGGGUAGCCCUGUAGAUGAGGCUGUAGCAGAGGACACUUUUUCACAUAUUGCCUCAGCUUCCACCGCCUCACUGGCCACCAGCUCAUUCCCAGAGCCCACGACAGAUGACGCUUCCCCUGCUCUCCAUGCUGAAGCCGGCUCCCCUCAAUCAACAGAGGUGGAGGACUCCCUAUCUGUCUCUGUGGUUCAGACUCCAACCCCUUUUCAGGAGGCAGAGGUCUCACCCAAGGGGGACAGCCCCAGGCCCAUGUCAAUCUCUCCAGACAUCUCACCAAAGACAGCCAAAUUAAGGACACCAGUGCAGGAGCCUAAAUCCCCAGAGCAUUCCACCAUGUCAUUUGGCCAGGAGUCCCCUGAUCACUCGUUAGCCCUAGAUUUCAGCAAACAGUCUCCAGAGCACCCCUCUGCGGGCAGCCUGCGCGCCACGGAGAACGGGCCAACAGAGGUAGACUACAGCCCCUCAGAGGGGAAUGAUCUGAGAUCCUCCGAGCAGUACAGACCCACUGUGGACAAGCCUAUGCUCUUCAAAGACAAUGACUCAGGUCGCGCCACCUCUGCGUCCCCAUCAGACGCAUCUCAGUCCACCCCCUCGACAACUACGCCUUGUCAGAUGAGGGAAAUGUCACCGGGCUUAGCCCAGCAGAUGGACAAAUCCCCUGCCACCCCGAAAGGGUCUUCCCCCUCUUCCCCUUCCUAUUCUUGCUUCACUCAGAAAACAGAUAUGUCCUUAGCAGCAGAGACUAAUCCCUUCAAAUGUGGUGGCGAUUCCAAAUCCCCUGUCAGCCCCAAGGUUCCCUCCCCAUCCUACCUACCACUCUCUUUCAACCUCUCCGACUAUCAGAAGUGUGCAGGUGGUUCCAGGGACCCAGACUCCUCCAAGAAGAGCCCCUCUCCUGGGUCUAGGACAGAUGUUGACCUUUGCCUUGUGACCUCUUGUGAGUACCGCCACCCUAAGACAGAGCUGUCCCCGUCCUUCAUCAACCCCAGUCCUUUGGAGUACUUCAUGAACGAGGAGAACCCUCUGGAGGAAGAAAAGCCUCUGGCUAAGUCAGGUGGAGGACCUCCACCCCCUGGUGGUAAACUCCACGCUAAGCAAUGUGAAGAGACCCCACCAACCUCCAUCAGUGAAUCUGCCCCCUCCCAGACGGAUUCGGAUGUUCCCCCUGGGACAGAGGAGUGUCCCUCUAUUACUGCGGACGCAAACAUAGACUCUGAGGAUGAUUCUGAGACACUACCAACAGACAGGACCCUGACUUACAGACAUGCUGAUCCUCCUCCUGUGGCUCCCAGAGACUGUGCUCCGUCUCCAGCCCACCCAGAUGUCACCAUGGUGGAUCCGGAGGCUGACAAGCCCCCCGCUGACGACAACAACCAGACCAAGGACAAGGACUCAAAGGCAGAGGGAGCUGAGAAGGCUAAGAAGAAGAAGCUCACCAAGACCAAGUCCUCCUCACCAGCCAGAAAGACUGGACUUUCAAAAGUAAAGGAUUCAAAAGUAAUGGCCUCUCCUAAGAAGAGUGUGGGAGAAGGGAAAGAUGCCAAAAAUGCAACCAAUAGCUCUGCAUCCAGGGGUGUGAAAAGUGCCACAGCAGGUAAGACUCAUAUUUUUUUACUCGGUCAUGAGUCUAGAAGCUUUGGUUAGUUUUCUGAUGAAAUACGUUUAAGGUUUAAGCUCAGUUUGCCUCAGUAUAGAAUCACAUGUUUUUCAUCCAUUAUGUACAUUGCUUUUCUAACAAAGCUGCAUCUCUGUCUCAGGUUCAGGCAGUGGAAAGGCAGCAGCUGCAAUACCCGUACCCAACUGCCCUCCCAUGUACAUGGACUUGGUUUACAUCCCAAACCACUGCAGCGCCAAGAAUGUGGAUGCAGAGUUCUUCAAACGGGUCAGGUCCUCCUACUAUGUAGCAAGUGGCAACGACCAGACGGCCCAGGAGCCCAGCAAAGCUGUCCUGGACUCCCUGCUGGUGGGCAAAGCCACGUGGGGAAACAACAUGCAGGUACAGUGAGACAGUCAACUUUUAUCAGAAUAACCGUGUUAUAAUCCCAUAGUAUCAGAAAGAGAGGCACCAUAGAGACAAUAGACAAGACUUAAAUAGUAUACAUUGAGAAUAUACUGUCAGAACCUUUUUAGCUUCUUAGAGCUGAACAAAAUUAAGCUAAUAUGCUCAGAGUUUUAUGAAACAAUAGUAUGCAAACCCUAACCCUUCUUCCCUGUUGGCAGGUGACCCUGAUCCCGACUCAUGAUUCAGAGGUGAUGAGGGAGUGGUACCAGGAGACCCAUGAGAAGCAGCAGGACCUGAACAUCAUGGUGCUGGCCUCCAGCUCCACCGUGGUCAUGCAGGAUGAGUCCUUCCCCGCCUGCAAGAUAGAGCUGUGAACCUGAUCCUGGGCUUCGUUCCAUUCCAAAUUAUGCUUCUCUUCUUCCCUUAACUUCUCCCUUCACUGGAGUGUGCACUCCAUUGACGUUCCAAGACGUUUCUGCAAGGGAGCACCUUCUGAGCGAGGGGACUGAUGGAGGGAAGGGGUCUUAGUAAUUUGGAUUGGAACAACCCUUUGGACUCUUCUGAUCAAAUGAUCUAGUAACCGAGAGAUCUAGUGAUCAAGUGGAUCAUGUUGUUAGUGGUAUCUUUGUGUUGGGGUGAGGGAUGACGUAGACAUAGAGUAAAUGUAAACGCAUGUCAUUUAAACAAAGGCUGUGUGCCAACAUUAAUGAAAUAUACAUAGCCUACAUUAAAAUUAUGUUCUGGUUUGAAAAAACUAUGGCAAACAUAAUUGUUUUAAUGAAGUCCACAAUACCCAUAGGAAGUAUCUGACACAAGUAUACGGCUUUGUGGAGCACUUUGAGUAAGGGAUGAUGUCAUAGCAAUAUCCUGUACGGAAUGAAAUAUUGGAUCUGGCCACUAUAGAGAACAUCAAUUGAGAACAUAAAAUGCUCCCACCAUAUAAAUUGGCGCUCUUGACGUACAUUGAUUUCUUCAGAAAACUCACUUUCCCAUGAGCACCAAUUAUCAAUUAAUUAUCAAGUCAAAUCAAUAUAGAAAAAUUCAUGAGAAUAUACUUGUUCAUAUUGGGGACAAAAAAGGUUCUGACAAUACUGCCAAAUUAUUGAGAUAUUAUGAUGAAAUCUAUUUGUCCUCAAGGUUGGGACUACACGUCAAAAAGUGUAUGAUUCUGGGACAUGCCGUUACUUUCUUAAUGUAAUCCGUUACAGUUACUAGUUACCUGUCCAAAAUUGAAAUCAGUAAUGAACAUUUUGGAUUACCCAAAUU
This is a messenger RNA of Coregonus sp. 'balchen', 15151 nucleotides long. The record is from the annotation of a GenBank genome assembly. Lineage: Eukaryota; Metazoa; Chordata; Actinopteri; Salmoniformes; Salmonidae.